AAAGGAAACGCGUUUCUCCUACUCACCAACAGCUGCAAACUUUCCUCACAUGCUCGAGCUCUGCACGUUUCUUCAUGACGGCGCAGGUGUGCGUGUUGUACUUCGCUAAAAGCGUCGAGCUGACGGGUGUGAAGGAAGAGAAGACUGUUGCCGUGCCAACACCAAUCAGCAGCCACGACCUUUGGAAGCUGUUGGUACAGCGGCACCCAAGACUGUGUACGCUGCAGGACGGUGUUGUGUUGGCAGUGCGUCAGGAGUACGUUCCCAUCGGCGACCAGGUGCUGACUCUGGGAGACGGAGACGAAGUCGCCGUAGUGCCGCCACUCAGCGGGGGCUAGAGACUCGAGACUAUGUCGAAGGGGCCGAGAGAUGUCUUCAAGCUGAGCCAUGAUUGGCUCUCUGUGCAGGAAGUGGUCGAUGCUGUCAGCAGCCCUUCCUGUGGAGCCAUUUCAGUGUUUAUAGGUACAACUCGCGAGGAUGAGGCAGACAGCAGGAAGGUGGUUGGACUGGAGUACGAGGCAUAUGAGCCCAUGGCCCAAUCAGAGUUCAACAAGCUGUGUGCUGACAUCAGAGCACGCUGGCAAAGCGUGACACACAUCUGCGUCCACCACAGGCUCGGGUGGGUAAAGGUGGGCGACGCCAGUGUUGUCAUGGCGAUCUCAUCCCCUCACCGCCAUGACGGCCAGCAGGCGAUCCAGCACUGCAUCAGCCAGUUGAAGGCUAAUGUCCCCAUUUGGAAAAAGGAAGUUUAUGACACGCAGGAGGCGAACUGGAAGGAGAACGCUGAGUGUUCAUGGUCCACUCAGAAGAAACCUCCAGAAAACACAUUGUCUGAGGGAAAACCUGAAUAAAAAAAAUGUGAUAAAACACAGAUACUUGUGGUGGGUGGAGCCAUAAUUAUGUGUUUAGAUCAUUUGGAGUUUAACUCUUAAUUCUCUUCAUUUAAAACACAAUAUUUAAAAAAAAAACUAAUUAUCAUGUAAUGCUUAAAACAUGUUUUAAAUUUAUAUUUUUGUGUUGACUGAGUCUGAUGGUCACGUUAAUUUUUUGGUGCUAAGAUACUAAAUGCUAGAUACUAAAUGUACGAAUGCUGUAAAAUCUUCCAAAAUGAACUAAAACCAUCAUCAGAAUGUGAAGAAAAAACUGCUGUAAAACUUUGUGUCCAAAACAUCUGUGUGUUAUUUUGAAGAGCUAUCAACUUGAA
Oreochromis niloticus (Nile tilapia) is the source of this 1204-nucleotide messenger RNA. Its product is annotated as molybdopterin synthase catalytic subunit. Gene Ontology annotation, molecular function: molybdopterin synthase activity. The coding region runs from base 351 to 851 and encodes 166 amino acids. Gene Ontology annotation, biological process: Mo-molybdopterin cofactor biosynthetic process. The record is from RefSeq and is a predicted model, not a curated record. NCBI's taxonomy places the organism in Eukaryota, Metazoa, Chordata, Actinopteri, Cichliformes, Cichlidae. Gene Ontology annotation, cellular component: molybdopterin adenylyltransferase complex; cytosol; molybdopterin synthase complex. The transcript has 7 exons.